GUUACUGAAUUUGAUCCGAACUGAAGGACGGAGGAUGAUUGCAGCUCAUCCCUCGGAGACCAGUGUGGGGAACAUCGUUCGGCGAGUGAUGAAGAUCAUUAGAGAGGAAUACAGUCGGCUUCGAGGCUGCAGUGAGGAGACGGACCAGGAAUCACUGCACAAGCUGCUGACUUCAGGCAGUCAGAGUGAGGAUUUCAGUGUGAGCUUCACACCCCUCAAAACCAAUGUCAUCGAAGUCAUUAAUGAACUUCUUGUGGAGCUUGAGGGUACAAUGGAUAACAUCGCAAUGCAGGCCCUGGAACACAUCCACUCCAAUGAGGUCAUCAUGACAUUGGGACGCUCCCCAACUGUCGAAGCGUUUCUUAAAGACGCAGCUCAAAAACGCAGCUUCCAUGUCAUUGUCGCAGAAUGUGCACCUUACUGUCAGGGUCACGAGAUGUCACUCGCUCUGUCUGCAGCUGGGAUUGAAACAACUGUCAUCACUGACGCAGCUAUCUUUGCUGUGAUGUCCCGCGUUAACAAGGUGAUCAUUGGCACAAAGACCAUUCUCGCUAACGGUGGACUGCGAGCUGUGAAUGGGGCUCAUACACUCGCCCUUGCAGCCAGGCACCACUCCACACCUGUUAUUGUCUGUGCUGCCAUGUUUAAGCUGUGCCCACAGUUUCCUAAUGAGGAGAACACAUUUCACAAGUUUGUUUCACCACAGGAGGUUCUUCCUUUCACAGAAGGUGAGAUUCUGUGCAAAGUGAGUGUUCACUGCCCUGUGUUCGAUUAUGUUCCACCGGAACUUAUCACUCUGUUCAUUUCCAACAUUGGAGGAAAUGCUCCUUCCUACAUCUACCGACUGACGAGUGAACUCUACAAUCCUGAUGACCAUCACCUCUGACUUAAUAAAACCCCAAGAGAA
Rhincodon typus (whale shark) is the source of this 907-nucleotide messenger RNA. RefSeq names its product eukaryotic translation initiation factor 2B, subunit 2 beta (gene eif2b2). Gene Ontology annotation, molecular function: guanyl-nucleotide exchange factor activity; translation initiation factor activity. The transcript is spliced from 7 exons. Gene Ontology annotation, biological process: translational initiation. Lineage: Eukaryota; Metazoa; Chordata; Chondrichthyes; Orectolobiformes; Rhincodontidae. The record is from RefSeq and is a predicted model, not a curated record. Gene Ontology annotation, cellular component: eukaryotic translation initiation factor 2B complex. The coding region runs from base 35 to 886 and encodes 283 amino acids.